CUUGCACUACACUACACAAACCAAACAUUACCCUUUGGCUUUGGCCUUUGCCAUUUCUCAUUGAAAAAAUAACAAAAGUUCCCCUAGUGAUCUUUUUGAGUUAUUAAAAUCAAAUUAAAAUAGGAAAAAUGAAGUUGGAAAAUGGCCAAAAAAUUAUGAGGGUUCAUGAAAGAGCUGAGGGUCCUGCUAAAAUUUUGGCAAUUGGGAUAGCAACACCUUUUCAUUGGGUUGAUCAAACCGCCUAUCCUGAUUAUUAUUUCAAAGUUACAAAUAGUGAGCAUUUCGUGGACCUCAAAGAAAAAUUUAGACGUAUUUGCAGCAGAACAAUGAUUAGGAAAAGGCACAUGAUUUUGACAGAGGAAAUAUUAAAGAAAAAUCCCAAUUUGUGUUCUUAUAAUGGGCCAUCACUUGAUAUAAGACAAGAGAUUUUGGUCUCAGAAAUACCGAAACUUGGAAAAGAGGCUGCCCUUAUGGCUAUUGAUGAAUGGGCUCAGCCCAAAUCAAAAAUUACCCAUUUAGUCUUUUGUACAAGAAGUGGUGUUGACAUGCCCGGUGCCGAUUAUCAGUUGAUCAAGUUAUUGGGCCUGAGCCCAUCGGUUCAACGUCUCAUGAUGUACCAACAAGGUUGUUUUGCUGGUGGCACGGUGCUUCGAUUAGCUAAGGACAUAGCUGAGAAUAACAGGGGUGCUAGGGUACUGGUCGUGUGUUCUGAGAGCUCAGCGAUAGGGUUUCGUGGGCCGAGCGAAGCUCAUCCCGAAAACCUUAUCGCGCAGGCGUUGUUCGGGGACGGUGCGGCCGCUGUUAUAAUCGGGUCGGACCCUAAACCGGGCCUAGAGAGGCCAGUUUUUGAAAUCGUAACAGCGACCCAGUCGUUCGUCCCUAAUGGGGACUGCCAUCUCGCGCUGCACCUGCGUGAGAUGGGGCUUACGUUCCAUUGUACCAAGGACGUGCCACCCACUAUCGCGAAAAAUGUAGAGAGCUGCUUAAUAAAGGCGUUUGAACCAUUAGGAAUUUCAGAUUGGAACUCGAUGUUUUGGAUUCUUCACCCGGGAGGUAAUGCGAUUGUGGAGCAAGUGGAAAGUACAUUGGGCCUAGAGCCCGAAAAGUUACGGGCCACGAGAAAUAUCCUUCGAGAAUAUGGAAACUUGUCGAGUGCAUGUGUCUUGUUCAUAUUGGAUGAGAUUCGAAAAAAAUCCGCUAGAGAUGGGCUAAAGACUUCAGGAGAUGGGCUGGACUUGGGAGUCCUUUUAUCAUUUGGGCCUGGGCUUACAAUUGAGACAGUUGUGCUUCGAAGUCAGCCCAUUUAACAUGCUCAAUAAUGAGCCGCCCAAAUUGUUGGUGGAUCUUUUUACUUGGGCCUGCUUAUUUUGUUAAUGGUUAUUUUUCAUUUUUUGGGGUUCCUAAUAUGGUGCAUGUACUAAUCAAAUAAAAUAAAUGUUCACUAUUUUCAGACAUAUUAUUUACAAUAUGAUAAAUAAAUAUCAGUAUUAGCUCC
Messenger RNA from Capsicum annuum, 1495 nucleotides. RefSeq names its product chalcone synthase B. The record is from RefSeq and is a predicted model, not a curated record. Gene Ontology annotation, biological process: polyketide biosynthetic process. Lineage: Eukaryota; Viridiplantae; Streptophyta; Magnoliopsida; Solanales; Solanaceae. Gene Ontology annotation, molecular function: acyltransferase activity, transferring groups other than amino-acyl groups. The transcript has 2 exons. The coding region runs from base 129 to 1307 and encodes 392 amino acids.